Cladophialophora yegresii CBS 114405 is the source of this 1653-nucleotide messenger RNA. RefSeq lists its product as uncharacterized. Gene Ontology annotation, molecular function: acid phosphatase activity. Lineage: Eukaryota; Fungi; Ascomycota; Eurotiomycetes; Chaetothyriales; Herpotrichiellaceae. The transcript has 2 exons. The coding region runs from base 1 to 1653 and encodes 550 amino acids. The record is from RefSeq and is a predicted model, not a curated record.
AUGCAUUCCCACUCGGCCGUGAUUGCAGGGUUGUUUGUACUGGCAAUUGCCUCUCCAGCCCCUCGAGUCCGCAGGCAAACAGGCACAGAUUCCUCCGCCGAGCUUCUGACGGAUAUUAAUGCCAUCCAGCAAUACUGGGGCCAGAUCACACCGUAUGCCGACAACACCGAGGACUACUUCGGUGUGGCCGACGUCGGCCUACCCAAUGGAUGUCAGGUCGAGCAAGCUCACCUGCUCCAGCGACAUGGAUCUCGGUUUCCUGGGAGCGCAUUCGACGACGGACCCAACAUGGAAAACUUCGCGGAAAAGGUCGCCAACUGGACUCGGACUCACACCAACUCGUCCUCGCAAUUCACCGGGAAUCUGAGCUUCCUGAACUCUUACCGAUACAAUCUUGGAAGCGCCUAUCUUACUGGAAUCGGUGCUGCCCAGUCCUUCCAGUCUGGCGUCACAUUCUGGAACCGAUACGGUCGCAUCCUGUACAACGCGACACAAGGACAGCUUGCGUACAAUGCGACAUUCGCCAACGGGACCAGUAGGCCCAAGCUGACGCUGCGGACCACCAGCCAGUCCCGGAUCGAAAACACCCAGAUCAGCUGGACGUUGGGCUUCUUCGGGCCCAGCUUCCAGCCUACGCCCAACCCGACAUUGGGCAACUGGACGAGCCCGUUCAACGUGGUGGUGAUCCCGGAAGGAGGGACCGAGAACAACACGCUGGCGUCGUAUGACUCUUGUUUCAACGACAACAACGAUGUGCCAGGAUACAUCGGCGACCUCGAUCUUCUCAGCUACCUAUCAGUGUACCUUCCUGGCGCGCAGAGUCGACUGUCACAAUACGUGCCCGGCGACUUCAACCUCACCAUGAACGAUACGUUUGCGUUGCAAACCCUCUGCGCCUACGAGACCAACUACAUUGGCCGCUCGGACUUCUGCACGCUCUUUACCGAAGACGAGUGGGCUGGCUUCGAGAACGCGCUCGACAUCGAGUACUACUACGACUACUCGUUCGGGAACCCUACGGCCCGGGCCCAGGGGAUCGGCUACGUACAGGAACUCCUGGCGCGGCUUCAAAACCAAUACAUCACCUCUUCGACGACAAGCGUGAACAGUAGUUUAACCAACAACUCGCGCACCUUCCCGCUGGGCCAGAAACUGUACGCCGACUUCUCGCACGACGACAUCAUCAUCUCGGCCCUCACGGCCGCGUCGCUCGACUACAUCCGGGACCCGCCCUCACUCACUCAAUUCCCGCCGGACCCGAAUCGGCGCUUCAUCCUCUCGCAUCUCACGCCCUUCUCCGCCAGGCUGGUCACCGAGGUGAUUGGCUGUGGGAGCGCGAGUCCAGCGCCCAACAAUGCGUCUCAGACUCAGUAUUAUGCUACGCAGUACGGGUAUACCCCCGCCAACGCGACGUACAAGUUUGUGCGGAUGCGGUUGAACAAUGGCAUUUUGCCGUUGUCGACGAUUCGAGGCGGGUACUGCGGUAACCGCACCGACGGGCUGUGUCCGCUGAAUGCGUUCGUCUCGAGCCAGGAGGGGGCGCUCGGGUUGAGUAAUUACCAGUAUGUCUGUUUUGGGAAUUAUAGCGUGGAGUACCCGAAUAAUGGGACGGACUUCGAUGGGACGUUGUUCAGCGGGAGUGCGGGCAGCUAG